Salvelinus sp. IW2-2015 is the source of this 4755-nucleotide messenger RNA. It is a transcript of the gene ccdc50a, whose product is annotated as coiled-coil domain containing 50a. The coding region runs from base 262 to 2262 and encodes 666 amino acids. NCBI's taxonomy places the organism in Eukaryota, Metazoa, Chordata, Actinopteri, Salmoniformes, Salmonidae. Gene Ontology annotation, cellular component: cytoplasm. The transcript has 12 exons. Gene Ontology annotation, molecular function: ubiquitin protein ligase binding. The record is from RefSeq and is a predicted model, not a curated record.
UUCUUCCCUCAGCUAGCUAGCUCGCUAAUCAAACGCACAGCUGCAGAACGGAGGAAGAGGGAGGGUUGCUCACACAAUCUGACUGGCGAAGCGGCUAGCUAGCUACAGUGCCGACAAUAAUAAAAAGGGACACCCGUAAUGUUAGUACCUGAAUCAUCAAUCGUUUUUAUGACAACAAACAAUCAGACUCUGCUCUGGUAACCUUCGGCACAUCGCGGAAGCAUAAUUCAACGUGAACGGCUUUGACACGUCGCUGACAACAUGGCUGAAUUUCCCAUCGAUCAAAACAAACUGCCCGGAGUAAAAGAAGUGUGUCGAGACUUUGCUGUGCUAGAGGACCACUGCCUGGCCCAUAAUCUCCAGGAGCAGGAAAUCGAGAGCCACUUGGCAUCCAACGUCCACAAGAGCCGUCUGGUGCAGCAGGACGUAGCGUUGGCCAAGCAGCUGCAGGAGGAGGAGGACCGGAGGGCCCAAGCCAAGGCCAAGAGACAACACCGGGACAUUGAGCGCAGCGACAAUGAGAUUGCCCAGGAGAUACAGGAGGAAUUGGUCCGACAGGCGGAGCAGCAGCGCAAGCAGGAGGAGAAGGAUGCGGCCAUCGCUCGUAAGRUGCAGGAGAAGGAGAUGAAGGAGGAGAGGAAGCGACAGAAGCAGCUGGAGGCCAACUUUGAGGAAGAGUACUACGAGGAUAAAGGAGCCAUCCGAGCCCCUCUGGACCUGGAUGACAAACCCAGGCGACCUGGUUCGAACUCCCACUCCCCUGAGUCGCAUCCCCUUACCCCGGGCUCACGACGCGACCUCUCCCCCAAGUACGUUUCUUUUGAGCCUAGCAGGACCAGAUACCCCCUAUACGACWCUGUGGAGCCUAGCACCAGCGGACGUUCCCGAUCCCCCGAGCACCAUUUAGAGAGUAGGGGAGGGGGUAGUAGGGGCAAGCAUGGAGACCCAUACCCCGAGGACCACCUCUCCAAUAGCAGGGGGAAACAUGGGGGCAGUUACCCAGACUACCACCACCCCACCGAGGGUAGAAGUAGAGGGAAGGGGGGCCAGAGGGGCCGAGACCCCCAGGGGUCCCAGUCCACCUACCCAGACAGCCGUGAGCCCAGGAGACACAGGGAGGAGAGGGGGGAUGAGGGAGAGCGGGUGGUGGUGAGGAGGAAGGAGAGGCCCGCCCGGCCGCCCCCGCCGUCCCACAACCCUGUGGAGGGAGACGAGGCCUGGGAGAGAGAAAGAGAGCGGGAGUGGGAGAAAGACCGGCAAAGAGAACCCAGGAGAGACGAGGAGAGGGAGAGGGACGCCCCGAGACACGAGGAGAGAUUGCGAGACGGACAGAGGCAUGGGCAGCGAUCGCAAGACCAAGAGCAUAGCCGAGACAAACACAGAGAAAAAGACAGACGCCGAGAGAGAACCAAGAGCAGGGAGCGAGGUCUGGAUGAAGACUAUUACGAGCCCAUACCCAGCAGCCACAGCCGGGCCUGGACUGUUGGUGGGGAGGAGGGCCCUGGGGAUGAGGGGGAGUGGGGGCCCAUGGCCAGGCUCCACUCUGGCCCCAGUGAGCUGUGUGAGGAGGCCAGGAGCCCCCGCCCCGGCGUGAUGAGGGGGGAGAGGAGAGGUCACAGGGACCCUGGGGAGGGGCACAGCAUGGGCACGGAGCGCUCCUACACGCACCCCGCUCCCAGGGAGCCAGGUCGUAUCGUGCAAGGAGGACCAGGGGGUCGCGGCGCAGUGGUGGUCGGAGGGGAGUACGGGAUGGGCGAGGCCACCCAGGGCAUCGCCAAGCUGGAUCUGAGGGAGCAGGAGAUCCUGGACAUGGAGGUGGCCCGGAAACUACAGGAGGAGGAGGUCAAGGCGAGCAAGAUGGACAAGCGCGCAGCCCAAGUGGCUCAGGAUGAGGAGAUAGCCCGCCUGCUGAUGGAGCAGGACAAGAAGGAGUACAAGAAGUCCAGGGAGAAGGAGAAGCAGGGGAUGAGGCCGGAAGAGAGGGGGAUGAGGCCGGAAGAGAGGGGGAUGAGGCUGGAAGAGAGGAGGCGGCCAGAGGGAGGAGACUUCAAGUCAAACUCGGAGGAGGUAGUGCGUCCCAGGUCCCGAGAGGAGGAGUACCAGAGGCACAGGAACCACCAAAAGCCUGCCAGACCUCCUCAACCUCUUCCACAUGACUACGAGAAUGUGGAGACCAGCUACAGCUACUCAGAGAGCCACUACUCUUCCCGCACUCCAGCCAGACCGGAGGCUGCUUACAAAGGUACCUAUUACAGGCAGUGACCCAGGCUCCCUAAGUUAUCCAUCCGUGACUUUGUUGUUCCUUUUUUUAAAUAUUUUUUUUUACUCGUCGUUGCUGUAUUUGUAAAAACUCCCAUCACUUUAUGUUGACCAAGAGCCUUGGGACAAUGUCACCUCGUCGUUGGCGGUGCGAUUCUCCAGCAUGUGCAGUUGGCCGAGAGUUCGGGAAGCGUGCUGCUGAGAGCUGAAACAUACACGCUUUUAUCUUGAUCUUUUUCUUUUUUUCCUUCUUGGUUUUCAUCUUUCAAUUGGCGCAACAGCCAAGACGACUCAAAGGAGAUGCCUUGUGACAUUUAUCCUCCUGCUGGCUMUUAACUGUUGAAGAUGAUGGUGGUGAUAAAUGGGGGGGGGGUGUAUGAAAGCAUUUCUGUUUUGCUGUAGUUGUCGUUUGCUGGUGUUUCCGUCCGUCUGUGGAUCAUGCUCAUCAUGGUGAAUCAAGCCUUUGCUGGAUAUACUGUAUAACUGUUCAAUCUCCAUCGCUGUCUAUGGGAUGUGCCUGUGUUGAGCCGAAAUGGCCGCCAAUGUACGUCUUUGAGCCAAGAUGGCUGCUGAAGCUCGUUUGAGGCAAAAUGGUGGCGGCGCAGCUUUUUGCACUCCCAGGCUCGUUCUCCCGUCCUCGUAUUGUGCUGCGCGUCUAGGAUGAACAACAUGACAGGCCCAGUCAUACGUGCUGCGCUGCAUAUAAUACUCCUUUUGAAAGACACAUUUUUAGCAUUUUCUUCACAGGAAAAAAAGAAAACCUACUAUAUCAGGAUGCUGGGUCUUUGGCUUUGUGUUUUAAUGCUUUCCAGUCCAGAAGCGGAUGGUGAUCGUAUGUGGACUUCUGACUUGUUGCUGGCUGUAAGCCAUUUCCAUAUGCGUGUAUUUUUCCUGUGUCUUUAAGGGGCUGGUGUAUUUCCCUACUUGGAUUAAAGACUUGGAGGUGGAAGUGGGGUUUUAUGGGACAUACUGCCAUGGUUAAGUGUUUUAUGUGCAUGCUUACUGACUGUGUGCUCUCUUGUGGGRUGAAUUUCUAUCCUCUCUGCGAAACUCUUUGACACUCCUUUAGUCAACGAGAGCCCAAGCCACUGAAAACUCCAUCCAUUUUGUUUUGUGGAUGAACAAAAUGCUCUUUUAAAAUGUUGCCCUAAUAUAUUUGGUUGUAUGUUCCAUCAGUAUUUGAUAGUCUCAUCUGUUUACAUGCUCUCAGCGCUAAGACAAGUGGACCCGUAAGAAUUGAAUGCCUGUAUAUUGCACCUGUGUGCCAAACAUACAAUUGUGGUGGUCUUGGCAGGGCUGUAUUCACUUGGACCCAAACGGGACAAAACAAGGAGGGACCUAACUGAAUUCGUAGAAAUAGAAACUCUUGAUUUUUGUUGCAAAACAUUUUCCGUUGCAAAAUCUUGUUUUCUGUACAUUCCAUAAUAAAAAUGCAUUCUGUCUCUCUCUCACACACACACACCACUCCUCUGACUGAGAGGGUUGUGUCACUUCCUGUGUGUGUCACAUGAGUAAGCAUUCCCAGGGUAGACAUGCAUGAGAGUGUGGAGGGAAGUUUCAGUCAUCCACAGAAUUAACAGGGAAAGUGAGAACAUGAUUUCACCCUACUCAAAGGAACCUAUUGACUCAGACAGCUGUGUUGAUAGGGUUUACUGCUCCGUGGCCAGUUGAGUCAUUUUCUUUUCAUAUUGAAUAAAGAUCACAAUGGUGGGCAGUGGGAAUAGAGGACAUGCUUAUCAGACGUCGUACUGUAAUAUAGAUGCAUGUAUCAAAGGGGUUACGGGAGACUAUAGGGACUUUUUGGAUAUAGAAUGCCUCCCAAAUUGCACCCUAUUCCCUAUGUAGUGCACUACUUUUGACCAGGACCCAUAUGGCUCUGGGGGGGGAAUGUGUGCACUAUGUAGGGAAUAGGGUGCCAUUUGGGACACGGUGUCACCAUGUUCUAAUAAUUGUUUAUUGCACAGGCGGAAAGAGUAAUCAGACACUGUUCUCAGUUUGAUCGACAUGAAAUGUUUAAUUAUGAUCCAAUUAUUAUCCACGUCCAAUGGUGUUGGUGGCAUGCCCCGAGACUCUUCUGGAUGAGAUUUGUGCCAUAAGGAUGAUUAUUGUCAGGGACUUGUAGAUAACGGGGAAAUCGCUGCUCUUUUUAAGUUCAUGACAGUGGAGGAGGAUCGGCGUAAAAACUCCCAGAACUAAGGGAUGUGUAUAUAUCCUUUCGUCUGAUAAUAGGAUCGCCUUGUGGACAUAUUGAAUAUCAAAUCAGAACACGUGCAUUAUCUGUACAGAUAGUGAGUGCAUAUUGGUGAUUUGCUCUAUACUGAUGUGCUAUAUGCUGUGAGUGCAAAACGAACUGAAAUCCGAGUAACGGUUUCGCGAUCCAGGGCCUGUAUGCGGUCUACAUCAUAAAGACUACGACGUGUGUUGGCGCUUACUGUAACAGAGACUGUUUUGUAUCAUGAACUGAAUAAAGGUUUUGCUUUUACCAUCUCAAAACAA